This is a messenger RNA of Drosophila hydei, 949 nucleotides long. Its product is annotated as transmembrane protein 147. The transcript has 4 exons. NCBI's taxonomy places the organism in Eukaryota, Metazoa, Arthropoda, Insecta, Diptera, Drosophilidae. The coding region runs from base 111 to 794 and encodes 227 amino acids. The record is from RefSeq and is a predicted model, not a curated record.
CUCUUCCUCUUACCCAGUGUUUUUUCAUUCAUUUCGUCUCGUGUGCCAAUUUGUACUAUAAAUUAAUGUUUUAACAAAUUAACCGAAAAAGUUACAGUUUAUAAAAGAAAAUGACGCUGUACCACUUUGGUAAUUGUGUUGCACUGCUACUGCCAUAUUACUUCACCUACAAAUACUCCGGCUUAUCGGAAUAUGGUGCGUUCUGGAAAUGUGUGCAGGCGGGCUGUAUUUAUAUAUUCACACAGCUUUGCAAAAUGCUCGUUUUAGCUACAUUCUUCUAUUCGGACUCAUCGACGAAUAGCGGAGAAUUUAACUUUUUUGCGGAAAUACUGCGCUGCAGCGUGGAUGUCGCAGAUCUACUUGGCUUUGCGCUCAUACUGAGUCGCAUACCUGGCAAGGGGCAUUCAAAAUUAAUUACCGCUGGAUUGGGCUGGGCUACUGCGGAGGUCAUCUUGUCCCGUGGCAUUAUGUUGUGGGUAGGCGCACGUGGCACCGAGUUCAGCUGGAUCUACAUACAAAAGUGCUUGGAGUCCAAUGUGCUGCUCGUCCAGCAUUUAUCAACUGCCACGUUGAUUUGGUUGUUCACACGUCACGAUCUCAACAAGGCUUUAAAACCGCUAGUCUCCAUAUUGCUAGCAGUGACCAUAUUCAAGGGUGUUUGGCUGGAAGGUUUGCUGCACAUCCUAAGUAUUGGACCUUGGACAGCAAUUGCAGUGAAAGCUCUGGUUGCGGCCAUCAUUGGCUUCUGCUCAUUGAAUAUUUAUGCAUGCUUGGCCCAGCAAAUUGGCAUUUAAUUGAAUUUCAGUUUGAUUGUAUUUUGUUUUACAUAUACUUUGGUUUUAAUGGUAUUUAGAGAGGUACAAGAUGUUUAAGACGAAAGAUAACAAAACAAAGAACGAUUUAGAGAAUUAAACAAAUGUUAAUGAAUUAUAGUUAUUUAAACGGUAAC